Messenger RNA from Racocetra persica, 1167 nucleotides. The record is from the annotation of a GenBank genome assembly. NCBI's taxonomy places the organism in Eukaryota, Fungi, Glomeromycota, Glomeromycetes, Diversisporales, Gigasporaceae.
AUGUAUAAUAUACUAGAUCAGAAGCAACUUGCGUAUAAAGCAUCGGCGAAUGCAUUAUACGGAGGCCUAGGUUCACCAUAUCUCGGUAUUGCUGUACCAGUAAUAUCACAGUGUGUAACCUUUGUUGCUCAGGAACUAAUAAAAACUUUAAAAAAAUUUAUAGAAUCGUAUCACACCGGGGAAUAUAGAGAUGACCAUAACGUGAUCUGUGACGAAACCAGUGAGGUAAUCUAUGGAGACACAGAUUCUUGCCUAGCACGAUUACCAAAGCGUAUCUUACGUUGUAUACUUAAAAAGUACUACAGCCAUUUAAAAUACAUCGAGUUAAAUAAUGGUUUGAUAAAGGAAUAUGAAGAACUUAUAUUCAAGAUGUACGAUGAGCUUACCAAAGAGAGAAGCAUAUUUGGUAAAAAAGUAUAUGAUGCAUUCAACGCGUUUAACCGUGAUUGUAGAAUUAAAAUAGUUACAUUGGAAUAUGAAAAACUUUUAUUUGAUUUGACACUAAAUAACAAGAAACGCUAUGCGGGUUAUAAAUUUGAAUUGCAAAGUAAUGGAGAACCUCCAGAUUACUUUUUUUCGGAAAUAUUUUCUGGUGCUAAAGAUUAUAUUUCAAGAAAUACAAAGCUCUUUAACAAACGGCUCGUAUUUGAUGAGAUGAUAAAUGUAUUUCUAACCGAAAGUGAUGAGUUUAAAAAGUAUGCGGUUAUGAAACGAUUUUCCAAUAUUCAUGUUAGGGGCCUGCCUAUAGUUCGACGUGAUGCAAAUAACUCCUCUAAGGUUAUACAACAGAUGACAUAUUUAAAACUUUUUGAUUAUAAAGAGAAGAUGAAAUUUAUUCUAGACAAAAAAUUUAACAACUUUGAUGAGUUCUUUGAGUUCUUCGUAAAUAGUCGCUGUGAUAAGAAUAAUUGGUUAUUAAUAUGUCUAGAAGAUGCAAGCAAAAAAGUCAUAAAGUUAUUAACCCAAAAGCUUGAACCCCAGGACCUCUAUAUAAUUGAAAAUAGUGUACAGUUUAACCCUCGUGAGAUUUCAACUUUGACUAUAAUCGAAAAGAUGAAACAUGAUAUAUUCAAAAAUAGUAAUUAUAAUAUUGUUAAUAGUAAAUUAAUACUAUACGAGGAUAUGAAUAUGAGCAAGCGACACCACUUUGCGAAUGAGAUUAAUUAG